CGACAAUCGUCACUGCUAUUGUUGCAUUUGUCGACAAGUCGUACUAAGCGAGAUACACAUUGAAAUCGAUAUCGACACCGUCGCCAACACCCCGCACGCUAAAGAAUAAAAGUACAGACACAAAUACGAUCAAAAAGAAGAGCAUUGUAGAAUAAAGAUCACGCCACAACAACGAAACGAAACGAAACGAAACGUUAGAAUAGAAAGAAAAAGAAAAAAUACAAACAGCAUGGCGUUUUCCGCAGCGGACCUUCAGAACUCGUUUGGGAAUUACUCCUUCCGGGGUUCCUCCUCAUCGAACGCACACAUGCACGAGGAUCACCAGCAGAUAGUGGUAGCCCCCCAUCAAGGAUCUCUGUGCCGAGUCGAGGGGCGGGACGAAACUACCUACGUUCUCGAAAUUCUUCUCGGAAACGACGAAUCGGCAUUUUCCGAAUCGGAAGAAUCCUCUCCGUCCACCCACGAACUCGUCUUCCUGCGCAAAGACUUCGAAUUUUCCCUCCGGCUCUUCCACAUCAUGGACACUGAGUCCUCUGGUCUCAUUGUCAAGGCAACAGUGGAAGAAUUCAUGGCGCUCCGCUGCCCGGUGUUCUGGAGACGCGACGAAGACCUGCAACACGGAGGUAGGGCCACCGAUUCGUCCGUCAAUCGUGGUGGAACCCCUAGCUCUCCCACCUUUGAAGAGGUGUGGAACGCCGUCGUAUGCUGUAGCACCUCACAAUGUGCUCCGGACGGGGGAGAACCUAUGCUCGGUGUGGAGGGCUGGAUGGUCUUUUGCCGCUUCAUUGCGCUAGCCCAGUACCUCGAGGCCAAGCGGAGGUUCUCCGGCCGGCACUUGCAGCAGACCAUGCGGCACCGCAACGCCCCCCGCGGCAGUGAGCUCGUUGUUGUCAACGUGCCACCCGUAGCGCCACCGAUCCGGCUGACCGCGCGAGAGCUGGCAAAAUACGAGCGGGAUACCCAGACCCGCCUUCCCCUUCCGGAGCUCGAUCUGGACCACUCGCUCCUGGCAGCCCACGACGUCCUCCGGCGAAGGCGAAAACAAACGCAUGGGGAGUAUGCGGUGGGGGACCGCGUCAAAAUCGAGCUCUUUGGGCAGUCUCCCCUCCUGUUGUCUUCGAACGCGUCGUCGUCUUCGUCGAAAGGCCUCGAGUUUUGCCUUACCCUCCUGCGAAGCCGCGACCGGCGAGAGGGAAUGAUCCUGGAGGACGAAGCAACCACCGUCCGUCGGUCAGUGACGGACAUCAAGUGGCUCCAUGACACAUUUGUUUCUCACAAGGCUCUGGGCGGCACUUUGUGUGGGAGAAUCCUGCCCCCCUUUCCCGGGAACCAACUGGAAGAUGAGACGUCUGUCUUUCCCACCACGACCGGAGGGGCCAUCGCUGCGGCGACCCAUGCCGGAAAAGAAUUCGCCCACGCUGGGGUUGGGAUUGCAGCAGCUGGGGUGGGAAUGCUGACGGAGGGCUUUCGGUCGCUCUGGAGCGGCUACGGAUCGACCGCGGACGGCUUGUUGCUUUCGUCGUCGACGUCAUCAAAAAAGCACCCCACAGAAUCCUCUCUGUCGAAAACCAAAAGCAACCCGGCUUCAAUACGGAACACGAUGAAGACCUAUUACAACCCAAAUUCACCCAUUGGGAAAGCCCGACACCUGGAACGGUAUCUGAACUACCUCUUGGAGCACCCCGCGCUGUCAACAUCGUUCCCCCUGAAUACAAUAUUGAAGGUACGAAAAACCAAAAAUACAAGCCAAAACGGUAGGAAUCCAGUUUCUCAAAAUUAUCCAACCCGCUUCGCCAUUUCUUUGUUCUAACCUUUUUGUCGUGUGCUCUAUCAAUUUUCAAAACAGGCGAGCCAAUCGGGACUCGAUGCCGCAAAACAAUCCCUGGAGGAGCACACCCGGGCCGCGAGGGAGAUCAACGAGCAGACGCCAAAGAUGGACGACGGAAAAACUUCUACGUUCUGGAGUCUUCAGGGGCAGGGGGGUUCCAUGCCUCCCAACCUCACAUGGGUCCGGACCGCGGCUCAGGCAGCGGUCGCACUCCAGCUCCACGGGGUACUAGAAACCACGGGCCUAUCCUCUGCGAGUGCCCGUCUACAACACGCAUCGCUGCCGACCUUUAACAACUCGAGAAACCCUGGGUGGGCCGACGAAACAGAAACGGAUCGCAACCUUGCCAGGAACAACUCGGACGAGAAUCCGGAGCAAAUGGAAGGGGAUUCUUUCGAAGAAGGCGUCCUGCACGUCGGAGAUGAGUUGGCAUCAAGCAAAGAUGACGACAAUUGCAUCGUGGACCAGGAAGACGGCGAUGGAUACGACCUUCUGCCGCUACCGGUACCCGCACCCGAGAGGCAGAUACUGAACGUGGGAGAAUCUACCAAGAGGCAGCAUUCCACCGGUUCGAAAAAGGAAGCCCGUUUUCGCUACGGUGCGCCCCCCAUCCAGGAAGGUCUCGUGGUGGACGGAACGGAAGACGACCAUAGGGUCUACCUGGGGGAAAUGGCCAUUGACGAAAACAUCGACAAGCUCCGCGAGGUCAUUGGAUCCGUGGACAAUACCCUGUCAAGGUGCUCGGCGAGUAGCUGUGGCAUAGAACGGUCGCGAAGGGAGCGCUUUGCUCUGAACCUCGACAUUUUGCGGGGCCUGGAUUCCUGGGAGGGUCUGAGGGGGAAAUUCGUGUCCCAGCGGGCUCUCCUUAAGGGGCUCUCUGGAAUGGAGCAAAGCAGGGAGGUGUUUGAAGAAAGCGAUCUAACGCUAAUUGAUGGUACGCCGGCUUUUAGCGGUUUGUGUUAGGUAGUAUAGACAUCGUUCCUUGCUUGUUUGGAAUAUCUCAUGUUCAUUGUUUUUGUUUCCUUGCAGAUGUUUCAUGGCAGUCGGCGCUGGCUCAUUCGGCGGUUUCCGCAGCGGAGGACGUCCGCUCUACGGUUCGGGCAGCUCGGACGGGAAGCAACGCCAAACUCGCGGCGGUAAAGGCGGCCCACGCGGCAAAAUCUCUGUGCGAGAAGGGAAAAUUUGCGAAUGUUCACGAAGCCCGGGCCGCCCAGACAAGGGCAUCGAUCGCGCAGAGCCACGCCAUUCACGCUGCAGUAGUGGAGCACGAAGCAAAAACAGUAAAGCGGAGGGCGACACUAGCGCUGGCGCACGACGUCAAGUGCUGGAACGUUCACCGAAAACGUGAGGUCCUGAAGAUUUGUCUCGAUUAUGCGAAGUCCCAGCACGAGGGCACUCGACGAGCGGUGGACGCCUGGUCUUGUCUCCGAGACGGAUACGUAGGCUCCACCAUCAUCCCCUCCACACAACACUGGAAAGCGUCGACCAUCCCUGAGCGCAACCCCGUAAGCGAAGAGCCAGAGGUGAAAACUACCAUAUACAACCAUGGUGGUAGUACCGGGGAAGGCCGGAAAUCGAUCGUCGCCGUAGAACACAGAAAUCUGAAACUGCCAAUCGAAUCUCUUGCAUCGAAGAAGGAGCCCAAAAAAAUUGAGGACACUGACUCUUCGUCUAAAAAGGAGGAACCUGAUCAAAUUGUCUCCCUAGCAUUUGCAACGCCAAUUCCAGAGGAAACUGAAGAAAUACCCGACGACGGCGACAAAUUAAGCCUCGCUCCAGGUGGUAUUAUAUUGCAACCUUCGGAGGUAGAUUCCAAUACCGAUCACGAACAAAGCGAAGACGAUCAAAGCAGGAAAUCUACAUUGGUAAUACAAUCUUCAGCCUCCUCUGAUAGGGAAUCGAGCGAAGAAACGGCGUAUGAAACUGAGAACAACGAAGCGCUUACAAACUCGAUGCAGAGCCUCGUGGACGGACUUAUGAAUUGGGGCGGAAUCGAUGUGGAAGACAACUUUGCUCUUCCGACGGGAAUGGCAGCAAGCAUCGCUCUCGAGGAGAGCAUUGCUUUUGGGAAUAGUCCAUGAGAAACACCGUUCUCUGGCACGUAGCUGCUUUUCUUAGAUUCAAAAUGUUUAAUUUAAUCUAGUAUUAAGU
Pseudo-nitzschia multistriata is the source of this 3979-nucleotide messenger RNA. The record is from the annotation of a GenBank genome assembly. Lineage: Eukaryota; Bacillariophyta; Bacillariophyceae; Bacillariales; Bacillariaceae.